This is a messenger RNA of Mirounga angustirostris (Northern elephant seal), 2455 nucleotides long. It is a transcript of the gene KNG1, whose product is annotated as kininogen 1. Gene Ontology annotation, cellular component: extracellular region. Lineage: Eukaryota; Metazoa; Chordata; Mammalia; Carnivora; Phocidae. The record is from RefSeq and is a predicted model, not a curated record. Gene Ontology annotation, biological process: negative regulation of endopeptidase activity. Gene Ontology annotation, molecular function: cysteine-type endopeptidase inhibitor activity. The coding region runs from base 211 to 2169 and encodes 652 amino acids. The transcript has 10 exons.
UCUGCUUGGAUAACCCAACAGAGCCAUUUGUCCUUUGGAAAUAGGGUGAAUUGCGUAUGGCGGGCAGGAAUCCACCAGAUUUGGGAGCGCUGAGGCAGAGACACGCACAUACAGAAAUAAAAGGCUGGGAAUAGCUAAAAUCGGCAUCCAAGUUGGCGCCCGAUUCUUGGUGAAACCAUCCCUCGGCUUCUGGAGGGAGACUGCUAAAUCAUGAAAUUACUUGCCUUGCUUUUUGUCUGCUCCAGGCUACUACCAAGUUUAACCCAGGAGUCCUCACAAGAAAUCGACUGUGAUGACGAGGACUUAUUUAAGGCAGUGGACACUGCGCUGAAGAAAUAUAAUAGUAGAAACCAAAGCGGCAACCAGUUUGUGUUGUACCGUGUAACUGAGGUCGUCAGGACGGAUGACCCUGACACGUUUUAUUCCUUCAAGUACCAAAUCAGGGAAGGAAAUUGUUCUGUUCAAAGUGGCAAAACCUGGCAGGAUUGUGACUACAAAGAAUCUGCACAAGCUGCCACAGGAGAAUGCUCCGCCACGGUGGGGAAGAGAGGGAAUAUGAAAUUCUCCGUGGCUACGCAGACCUGCCAGAUCACUCCAGCCGAGGGCCCUGUGGUGAGAGCUCAGUAUGAGUGCCUUGGCUGUGUGCACCCCAUCUCGACUGCGAGCCCUGACCUGGAACCCGUUCUAAGACAUGCCAUUGAACAUUUUAACAACAACACGGAUCAUUCCCACCUCUUUGCUCUUAGAGAAGUGAGAAGGGCCCACAGACAGGUGGUGGCUGGAUGGAACUAUGAAAUUACUUACUCAAUUGCGCAAACGAAUUGUUCCAAGGAGAAUUUUCUGUUCUUAACUCCAGAUUGCAAGUCCCUUUUGAAUGGUGAUAUCGGUGAAUGUACAGAUCACGCCCACAUGGAUCUUCAGCUAAGAAUUGCUUCUUUCUCGCAGAAGUGUGAACUCUAUCCAGGGGAGGACUUUGUACAACCACCGUCCAAGACUUGCCCUGGCUGCCCCAGAGAUAUACCGGUCAACAGCCCAGAGCUGGAGGUGGCUCUGAAUCAUUCCAUCGCAAAGCUUAAUGCAGAGAAUAAUGGAACUUUCCAUUUCAAGAUUGACAGUGUGAAAAGGGCAACAGUACAGGUGGUGGCUGGAGAGAAAUUUUCUAUUGUGUUCAUAGCCAGGGAAACCAUGUGUUCCAAGGAAAGUAACGAAGAGUUGGCAGAAAGUUGCCAGAUCAAUAAAUACGGACAAAUCCUAGAAUGUAAAGCCGAAGUUUUUGUGAUACGUUGGGAGAAAAAAAUUUACCCUACUGUCAACUGUCAGCCACUGAAAAAGAUCAUGUUGAUGAAAAGGCCUCCAGGUUUUUCACCUUUCCGAUCAGUACCCUUGGAGAAAACAGAAGAAGGAACAACUGUAAGUCCACCCCACACUUCCAUGGCACCUGUACAAGAUGAAGAGCGGGAUUCAGGAAAAGAACAUGGACACACUCAUGGGCAUGGCUGGGGCCAUUACAAGCAAAUAAAACAUGGCUUUGGCCAUGGCCAUAAACAUGAGCAUGACCAAGGCCAUGGGUACCACAGGGGACGUGGCCUUGGCCAUAGACAUCAAAAGCAACAUGGCCUUGGUCAUGAACAUCCACAGGAACUUAACUAUGAUCUUGAACACCGAGGGAGACAUGGCCUUGGCCAUGGACAUCAAAGGGAACAUGGCCUAGCCCAUGGACAUAUACAUGAACAUGGCCAAGGCCAUGGAAAGUAUAAAAAUAAAAGAAAAAACGAUGGAAAGCACAAUGGUUGGAAAACAGAGCAUUUGGCAAGUUCUUCUGAAGCUAGUACUACGUCUUCUGCACAGACACAAGAGAAGACAGAAGGGCCAACACCCCUCCCUUCCCUAGCCCAGCCUGAUACAGCGACUGCUGUGCCUGACUUUCAGGACUCAGAUCUCAUUGCAGCCGUGCUGCCUAAGCCACCAGCUCCCACAGAGAGUGAUGAUGAUUGGAUCCCUGACAUCCAGAUAGAGCCAAAUAGCCUUUCAUUUAACCUGAUAUCUGACUUUCCAGAAAAAACCUCCCCCAGAUGUCCUGGGCGCCCCUGGAAGCCAGUUAAUGGAAUGAAUCCAGCUGUGGAAGUGAAAGAAUUUCAUGAUUUCGAUCUCACUGAUGCUUUCUUUUAAUUUAUGCCGCCAUGAGUCUUUAACACUUCAUCAUUCUUCUCCCCAUUGUCUAAAUAUCCUGAUAUAACACAACAAAAGCCCUGAAGCUUCAGAACAGCUUAGAGAGAAGGGGUGAGACUCCCAAUGGGGACACCGUCAAUCUCUAUGGACGACGUAAAACUGUGUGCAGAAUCCUAAAUUCCCUCUGGGUCUUCCUCACAAGUUUUCUUAUCUAACACAGAAAAUGGACAAACUCAUGUGCCUUAUGGCCUAUUGCAAUUUGCUUUUCUGACAACAAAUGUGUACC